Messenger RNA from Mycena indigotica, 1794 nucleotides. RefSeq lists its product as uncharacterized. The record is from RefSeq and is a predicted model, not a curated record. Gene Ontology annotation, cellular component: cytoplasm. The coding region runs from base 82 to 1794 and encodes 570 amino acids. The transcript has 15 exons. Lineage: Eukaryota; Fungi; Basidiomycota; Agaricomycetes; Agaricales; Mycenaceae. Gene Ontology annotation, molecular function: 2 iron, 2 sulfur cluster binding; flavin adenine dinucleotide binding; oxidoreductase activity, acting on NAD(P)H.
UCCCCGUUCAGGUCUUUCAUCAGAGUCCCAGGAUCGCACUCAUUAUUGUCACCUCUCCAGCGACAUUCAAGAAGAAUCUCGAUGUCGACAACGAUUGCAGUCCUGCCCGAAGCCGACCUCAAAGAUGGCCAGAUGAAAGAAGUUGCGUUCGGUGAGGGUGAGGGAAAAGUUCUCUUAUCGCGACUAGGCGACAAAGUCUAUGCAACUAGCGCGUUUUGCACUCACUAUGGAGCACCCUUGGCUAAAGGUGUUCUGGCUGCUGAUGGGAGGGUUGUUUGGCGCGUUCAUUUCCAUGGCAUGGCGGUAUGUUGCUGUCCCAUAUCGCAGUUACUCCAUUUGCGAGAGAUUCGAUUAGCGUGCUUUAACGUUUGCAACGGCGACAUCGAGGACGCGCCAGCGCCUGACGCCCUUCACUCGUUUGGCGUCAAAAUCACUAACGGGCAGAUCCAUGUUAGUGCAGACCCAGCGAACACACUCAAAUCCAAUAUGGCCCGUCCUCCAACGCUCGUCGAUGCCACUGAUGUCAGCGCGGGACGAGGAGUGGUCAUCGUAGGCGGCGGAUCAGGAGCUUUUCAUACCGUCGAGAGUCUAAGAGAGAACGGAUACAAAGGUCCCAUCACCAUUCUUACCAAGGAGAAACACACGCCCGUAGACCGCACUAAAUUGAGCAAAUCGCUCAUGUCCGACGUCUCCAAACUCGAGUACCGAACUGCAUCGGUAUUGAAAAUUCAAUAUGCAACCAAUAUUCGUGUCGGAGUUACUGCCACUUCAAUCGACUUCGACAAGAAGCAAGUUGUUCUCGACGACGGGAAAGAAACUGUCUCGUAUGAGAAGCUGGUUCUCGCGCCGGGCGGUGAGCCGAGGAAACUCCCGAUUCCCGGAGCAGAUGCCCAAAAUGUGUUUACUUUGAGGGGUGUUGACGAUGCUAAGAAGAUUGACACAGUGGCGAAAGAGGGCAAGAGGCUGGUCGUAAUCGGAUCCUCUUUCAUCAGUUUGGAGCUCGUUGCUGCAGUAGCCAAGCGCAAGCUUGCCUCAAUUGAUGUGAUUGGUAUGGAAGAGGUGCCGUUCGAACUUGUUCUUGGUAAAGAAGUUGGCAAGGCAUUACAAAAGUUCCACGAAUCGCAAGGCGUCAAGUUCCAUCUGCAGACCAAGACAGACAAGAUUGUGACAAAGGAAGACGAUGAGACGACUGCAACUGGCGUUGUCGUGAAUGGGGAAACACUUCCAUGCGAUCUGGUGGUCAUGGCUGUUGGUGUUGCACCCGCUACGAAGUUCCUGAAAGAGAGUGGUGUGCCGACUGAACGAGAUGGGGGUGUUCGUGUUGACGAACAUUUGAAGCUUGUUGGUUACGAGGACGUGUUUGCUAUUGGUGAUAUCGCCCAUUAUCCUCAACACCCAACCGGCGAGUUGAGACGAAUUGAGCACUGGAAUGUUGCUGGGAAUCAAGGAAGGGCUGUAGGUAAAACUAUUGCGGGUAAACCACAGCCAUUCGUCAAGGUCCCCUUCUUCUGGAGCGCCCAAGGCCAAAACAUCCGAUACUGUGGAAUCGGCCAGGGUUUUGAUGAUGUCUUCAUUACUGGCAAUGUCGAGGAGCACAAGGCAGGUGUUUUCGUUGCCUAUUACAUCAAGAGCGAUAAGGUCGUCGCCGUAGCUUCGAUGCAAAACGACCCGGUAGUCAGUGCCUCGACAGAACUGCUUCGAUUGGGGAUCAUGCCAACUCUGGAAGAGUUGCGAGCCGGCGUGGACCCACGGAACAUUGACAUUUCAACCGCGAACAGUCUGAAGGACGUAUAA